Messenger RNA from Sphenostylis stenocarpa, 1377 nucleotides. The record is from the annotation of a GenBank genome assembly. NCBI's taxonomy places the organism in Eukaryota, Viridiplantae, Streptophyta, Magnoliopsida, Fabales, Fabaceae.
AUGAGCAACAUUCCAACUGUGCUAGUGUUACCUUAUCCAGCACAAGGACACGUGAAUCCCUUGAUCAUCCUCUCACAGAAGUUGGUUGAGAAUGGAUGCAAAGUGCUGUUCGUGAACUCUGAAUUCGACCACAAGAGAGUGGUGAGUUCCAUAGCAGAGCAAGAAGAUAACAGCAACCUUGAUGAAGAAUCAGGGCUGAAGUUGGUGUCAAUCCCUGAUGGGUUAGAAUCUGAUGAUGACAGAAAGGAUUUGCGCAAACUGUUUGACUCUAUGCAGAACUUCAUGCCAGAAGCACUUGAGAAGUUCAUAGAGGAUGUUCAUUUGAAAGGUGAGGACAAAAUCAGCUUCAUUGUUGCAGAUUUGUGCAUGGGUUGGGCUUUGGAUGUUGGGAAGAAAUUAGGAAUCAAGGGAGCAAUAGUGUGGCCUGCAUCAGCUGCAGUAUUUGCCUUGCUUUACAACGUACCCUCUCUUAUUGAUGAUGGGAUCAUAGAUUCUGAUGGAUCUAGAUUAACAACAAAAAAGACAAUUCAAAUAUCUCCAAGUAUGGCUGAGAUCGACACCAGAGAUUUUUUUUGGUUGAAUAUGGGUGACACAAUGACUAAUAAGGUUCUAUUUCAGUAUUUGGUACACUGUUGUCAAAGUUUAAAUUUGACAGAACAUUGGCUUUGCAACACCACACAAGAACUUGAACCCGGUCCAUUAUCCUUUGCUCCUAAGCUCCUUCCAAUUGGUCCAUUAUUAAGAAGUUAUGGCAAUAAAUGUGGUAACACAAAAUCAAUUGGACAAUACUGGGAAGAAGAUCUCUCUUGCAUGAGUUGGCUUGAUCAACAACCUCAUUGUUCUGUCAUGUAUGUUGCAUUUGGUAGUCUCACUUUUUUUGACCAAAACCAAUUCAAUGAACUAACCAUUGGACUAGACCUCACCAAUAGACCUUUUCUUUGGGUUGUGAGAGAAGACAAUAAGAUGGCAUACCCUGAUGAAUUCAGAGGGCAUAAUGGUAAGAUAGUUGAAUGGGCACCUCAACAAAAGGUGCUAAACCACCCUGCCAUAGCAUGUUUUGUUACCCACUGUGGUUGGAACUCUACCAUGGAAGGUUUGUCCAAUGGGGUGCCUUUCUUGUGUUGGCCAAUCUUUGGAGACCAAAUCCAAAACAAAACAUAUAUCUGUGAUGAGGUGAUGGUUGGGUUGGGAUUGGACAAAGACCAAAAUGGAGUCGUGUCUGGCAAGGAGAUAAAAUUGAAAGUGGAGCAACUCCUCAGGGAUGAGAACAUAAAAUCAAGGUCUCUUGAAUUGAAGGAGAAAGUGAUGAACAACAUAGUCAAAGGAGGUCGAUCUUUAGAGAACCUUAAUAGGUUUAUCAAGUGGCUUAAUGAGUAA